Molecule: messenger RNA, 534 nt
Organism: Puccinia graminis f. sp. tritici CRL 75-36-700-3
Lineage: Eukaryota; Fungi; Basidiomycota; Pucciniomycetes; Pucciniales; Pucciniaceae
Exons: 3
Coding region: 1-534 (177 amino acids)
Source: RefSeq, a predicted model, not a curated record
AUGGUCAAGCACGAACGAACUCACUUGCGUAACUUGCUUCUGACAAAUGUGCGUCAGGAGCCUCGAGUACGCGAGCUGGGGCCUGUCCCCAAGCUCUUCGACCUUCUUGUUCUGAUCGACCGAGCAUUCCAACCAAGGAAUGCCUUGCGAACCUUAGACGACAUCCAAGCCACACUUAUCUCCGGAGUACGGGUCCGCACGGCAAUGCUACGAUUGCUCACCAUUCACCAUCUUGUACAUCGAGCGCCCGGGGACACCCGGUCACAAUGGGACCUGAUCGAUGACCACUUAGAAGCAAUCAGGGAAAAGUCGCAUAUUGAAUUGCAAGCGCAUUCUAUUCUCAUCUUGCGAAGGGAUCGAGAACUGUUCCCUGGGGAUAUCAUGUUUUCAGAUGUCCCCUUAGAGAUGAUCCGAUUGCCCAACGCACUCGAGAGCGACAUCGAAGUCCGAGCUAUUGUUGCAGAGCUGGGGCCCGAGCCUUCCAAUGAAGCACUAGGCAACCUCCUGGAGAGAGAGAUUGCGCUUGCCGCAUAG